CGCAUCAUGCAUCUUUAGUCGGCUUGUUUACGUUCCGGCCUGGGCCGGGCUGACAUGCGGGUCAGUCCUUAGAGAUGCCUAACUCAGCCUCGCGCGGACGUUGGACGAGCGAGUCGCGCUGGUUCGGGCAAGCUCGCCAAAGCGCACGGGCUGCAUCAUACACCCUUCAGUCCGCAUCUUUACUGAGCAUAGCCCAUCCUUGCUCCUACCUGCCCGCCCCCUUACUUUCUGUUGAGAUAUCGGUCAGAACUAUCUAUAAGGGAGAACGUAGGGGAGUUCCGAGAGUGUGUGUGCGAUACACCAUGCAAGGACCUGACCCGGAACCCAUGCGAGGGUAUAAGCCAGAGAGCUACCCGUUAUAGUUAAGUAGUGUGGUACUAUGUAAUGUGCGAAACAGUCUGACUGUCAGCCGCCCCUACUUCCGGCUAGCGAUAGUCGUAAUCACCAUUCAACAGGUUAUGAGCCCCGCGUAGUUGCGGCGGGUUGCGCUUUGUCGAGUAAAGACAAGAUAACCGAUAGGCUGUAGGCCAGUGAGCGCAAAUGAACGAUGAGGGCGGAGUCUGUGGAAAGCCGAUUAUGCUCGAGCAAAGCACGGCCCACAUUUGGCUCUCCAAGUUAAGGAUUUAUCUUAACUGGAAGGAGCUGGGUCCGGCUAUCCGUGACGACGACGCGCCGGAGGCGAAGCAGCAGAAGGCGGUCGCCCUUAUCCUGAGCCAUGUGAGGCUGUCCGACCACUUCAUCUAUGAGGAGCUGCUAGAGACCCUGGAAGCGGAGAAGAAGGCCAACCCUACUGCCAAGCAGAACGAGGCGAAGCGCCUUGUGCAAGCGCUGAUGGCAUACUACAAGAAGCUGGCGGCUGGAAAUCACCGUCAGUGGGCAGCCGACCUGGGCAGCGUCAGGCUGGGAGGGAGCGAGCAGAUUAGCGAGCUCAUCCAGCGCAUUGCUGACAUGGUGGAGAGGCUGUGUUGGUCGGGAUGCCCGGGCUACACCAACGGCGACCGCGACAGGCUCGUCGUGUCGGCAGCAUUCAAUGCUCUGCCGCAGGAGUAUGCCAGCGUUGUGGCCAUUGCAGAGGAGUUCUACACGAGCACUGGCAGGUGGAGCGUGCCGGACGCGGAGUCGAGGCUCACGCGGUUCCAGAACACCCUGACCAGCGUGCGCGGUAGCAGCAGCAGUGGCGAGCCGUCAAUUCACUUUGUGCGCGGCGUGGGAGGCGGCCGUGGUGGCCGCGGAGGGCGCGGUGUGCGCAACAAGGAGAACAUCCAGUGCCACAGGUGCCAGGGCUGGGGACACUACAAGUACGAGUGCCCAGAGCAGGCCGCUGAGGGCGGCGGUGGCAACCGGGGGCGCGGUGCACACGUUGGCCGGGACGGCGGUGACCGGCGCAUGUGGGCGGUGAACGUGGACCAGGGAAACGGCCGGGGGCGCGGCCGGGGGGUCCGCGCCUAGUAGCGUUCGUAGGAGCAGAAGAUAUGAUGUGGAGCAUAGACUAUGAUGCUAGCUCCGAUGUGAUGUGAACGGCCACGUUGGGCUGUCGGUGUGAGUAAAGCAUCGUGAGUAUGUCGGUGCAAGGAAGGCAUCGUGAGUACGAUAUGCGUGCGAGUAUGACACGCGGUGUGAGUGAAGCACCAGUAUGAGACGUGCAAGUGAAGCACGGGGUGUGAGUUAAGCACCUGGAGAUGUACGAGAGCAAAUGCAACGGAAUUGGCUUUGCGACUGUUGCACGAGUGAGGUGCACAGGUAUGUUAUGUGGCGCGUGAGGCCUGAUUACUGCGGUAUGGCCUGAUCACAGCGAGUGAGGUCUGAUCACUGCGAGUGAGACCUGAUCACUGCGCGAGACGCCAGCGGUUGAGAGUUGCUGUUAUGCUCUUAUCAUAUGAUGUUAAAAGAUCAUCUUAUGUGUAUGGCUCUCAAGCACUUGAAGCUAUGAUGCCGGUAGUGCGGCAUGAUGCGGUGUGUGAAACCGCAGGUACGGUGAAGUGAAGCCGUAAGUACAGCGGAUGCGGGAGCAUUCGGACACGGGGGAGCCGUGCAGAUAUGAUUGAGUAUGGAUUUCCGGAUGGAAUUGAUUGCGAUAGAAGACCGUAUUGAUUUGUGCUGAUUAUGGACGAUGCAGUGAGAAAGAGAAAGACGUGAUCUUGAGGACACGAGGACAUGGGACGAUUGCAGUAGCACAGUGACUACAAGCGGCAAGCGUACGAGGUAUGCAAGGAAUUGUCUGUAGCACGUGAUUUGAGGUAGGAGGCUAUUGCGAUACGUAAUUUGAGUAUGGAGUUCUGCCCGCGGGGGAGUGUUGAGAUAUCGGUCAGAACUAUCCAUAAGGGAGAACGUAGGGGAGUUCCGAGAGUGUGUGUGCGAUACACCAUGCAAGGACCUGACCCGGAAC
Molecule: messenger RNA, 2386 nt
Organism: Chlamydomonas reinhardtii
Lineage: Eukaryota; Viridiplantae; Chlorophyta; Chlorophyceae; Chlamydomonadales; Chlamydomonadaceae
Exons: 1
Coding region: 577-1449 (290 amino acids)
Molecular function (GO): zinc ion binding; nucleic acid binding
Source: RefSeq, a predicted model, not a curated record